AUGUCACAAUACGGUACUACAAGUAGUAAUCACAAUAAUAGUAACUCAAUCCUUGAUAUUGAUGAUGAUUUAGAAGGGGUUGAUGAUUUUUUAAAUGAACCGAAUCCAUUUGAAGAUCCAGCUAAUGAAAUCAAUCACGACAAUAGUCGUGGGAAUGCAGUAGUAGGGGCGACAGAUGAUCAAAUUAGUGCUGAUGGACCAAUUAACAACAACUAUAAUAAUAAUAAUAAUAAUAAUCGCGAUGGUGGUCAGGAGUUUAUGUCUUCUAAUUCUAUGAAAAAUGUUCCCUUACAACCAACCACACCACCACCACCACUUAAUGAAAAUAGUAACAAAGUUGAGAAUGAUGUUGGUAAUCAGAAGAAAUUGGGACCUGGGUUAUUGAAUUAUUAUUCACAAUUUUUCCAAUUGAAUUCUAAGCAAUUGAUAUCAAGGAUUAAAUUUACUUUUAAAUUAUCCAUAUCCAAACAAAUGAGAGCGGGUGGUGAUGACGACAAUGUGGGAAAUGUUGAAGAUCUUGGAUAUGAUUUAUAUAGUGCCGUUUGGAUACCAGCUACUGUAAUCAUGACUAAUUUCAUUACUAAUGGGUUAAUUUCAAUGAUUGUAGAUAAUAUAAUUAAGGGGAUUAUUAUUGUUGGGACUAGAGAAGUGGCCAAGGAUACAAGAGAGGAACAUUUUGUUAAAUUACUCCAUUCUAUUUGGAUAUUUUUUGGUUAUACUUUCCUAGUUCCUAUUAUUAGUUGGAAUCUUUUCGUUAAGAAUCGUAUGGCAUCUUUACCAGUGGAAUCAUCAUCGUCUGGAUUAUCCUCUAGUCUUAAGAAGUUAGAGUCAGUGACUGAUUUAAUUUCAGUUUAUGGGUAUAGUAAUGUAUUUUGGGUCCCCUGUUGUAUUAUUUUAGAUAUUAUACUUGAAUGUGAAAGUUUAUCUCAUGGACACAAGACAGUUUCAAUUAUUUUGAAAGUUAUGGAAUGGUUUAUUUUCGUUGGCUUUGGUGGUAUUUUAUCAUUAGCUUACAUUAUAAAAGUUAUUAUUAAUGAUGAGAAUGGAGCAAUAAAUGAUAAGAAAAAUUAUGGUACAUUUUUAUUUUCAAUAGUGUUACAUGUUGGAUUUUGUUACUUAUUGAAAAGGGUUAUAUUUUAG
Messenger RNA from Naumovozyma dairenensis CBS 421, 1140 nucleotides. It is a transcript of the gene YIP5, whose product is annotated as Yip5p. The record is from RefSeq and is a predicted model, not a curated record. The transcript has a single exon. Gene Ontology annotation, cellular component: Golgi apparatus. Gene Ontology annotation, biological process: vesicle-mediated transport. Lineage: Eukaryota; Fungi; Ascomycota; Saccharomycetes; Saccharomycetales; Saccharomycetaceae. Bases 1 to 1140 code for a protein of 379 amino acids. Gene Ontology annotation, molecular function: small GTPase binding.